Messenger RNA from Helianthus annuus (common sunflower), 1311 nucleotides. RefSeq lists its product as uncharacterized. The record is from RefSeq and is a predicted model, not a curated record. Lineage: Eukaryota; Viridiplantae; Streptophyta; Magnoliopsida; Asterales; Asteraceae. The transcript has 2 exons. Bases 71 to 1075 code for a protein of 334 amino acids.
GGGAAACAAUAGACGACGUGGUUAGGGUUAUAAAUUGGGUAACCCUCCUGAAACUGCGAAGGCGGUGCCCAUGGAUGAUGGUUUCAAGGAUCGGGUGGAUAAGGUGUUCGGGUCAAUCUCAUCCUCAUCAACGUCAUGGUCUCUCACCGACGCACAGGUCCAAAGGAGAGAGUGGAGGCGCGAUGAAACUCAAAGAGACGAUGAUCGAAUCCCCGUCUUUUCUUCUUCUUUCAACGACGACGACGACCUGGACAUUCGCUCCUCAAUCGGAUUGGAUCCUACCCUCGAUAACGAGGAAGAGGAAGAUGCAUAUGAUAAGAUGGCACAAGGGAGGGAGAAUGGUGGUGAUCGCUUAUAUAUGAAGGACGUCACUGACCAUGGCCUUUAUUUGAAUGCUCAUAAUGUUCAUGUUCUCCCUACAUCUCUCCAUCAGGAUCCCCGAGCUGCAAAAACUAGGCUCAAUGAAGAUGACGAUGAUGCUGCUGCACUGCAGGGAAGUGAUGAAGCAAUGUUGACUUCUGAAGAUGCUAUUGUAAGCAUCAAGCCGAUACUGAAAAGGAGGCAAAUUUAUGACUGUGAGGCGGCCAAGCCUGCAAAACGUGUCAGGUUUCACUCAACUUGCAAGAGUGCUGAUGCCGCCCCUCCUCCGGAGAGUUUUGGUCUAACCCACAAAACAUCAGGAAACGGGCGUAGCGUUCCAGAUUACAUUUUGAAUCCUUCAAAGUACACACGAUAUACUUUUGAUGAUGAAUCUAAUAGUGAAGCUUAUUUGAAGUUGUUGGAGCAAAUUAGCAAGUCAUCAGAACAUGACACUGUGGGGCAGAAAUCAUGUGGUGAAUUGCCUAAAUCGGUAGUUUUUAUUCCAAGAAAAAAAAGAGGUGAUAACAGUGAGGAACAGGUUAAGCAGUCAUCUACUCAAGCAUGCUCGACCGUUGGCAUUGCUGCAGUGGAGGUACAGCAGGGUGAAAUUAGUGAAAUGCAAGAAGAUGGUGUUUAUACCAAAGCUAGGAGUCAGAAGCCGGUUCGUCAAUAUAGGUCCAAAAUGGAGGAAUAUGAUGACGAUGAUAUUCCUUGAUGUUAUGUUUUCAGUUUUGUUUAGAUUGUUUUUUCAGCUUUUAAACUUGAGAACAUUAGCAAAACUAAACUGGUUUUGGUGACUGGUCUCAUCUUCUUUGUAAGAAGAGAGCACUUGCUUGUUUUAUCGGGUGCCAUAUCUAAAACGCAUGGCUGUUUUACAGUUGUAUAACACACGGCAAGGUAUAUCGGCAUCUGCACUUGCAUGGUGAUAAUUGAAAGCAAUCAGUUUUAUUA